Tetrahymena thermophila SB210 is the source of this 414-nucleotide messenger RNA. RefSeq lists its product as hypothetical. NCBI's taxonomy places the organism in Eukaryota, Ciliophora, Oligohymenophorea, Hymenostomatida, Tetrahymenidae. The record is from RefSeq and is a predicted model, not a curated record. The transcript has a single exon.
AUGAGUAUGAAAAACUUGAACUCUGCCAACCUCAAAAACCUCCAAAUAUCGCUUCAGCAAGAAAGGUCUAUCCUCUACAGUAUUCUUGGCUAAGAGGAAUUACUUGAAAGAUUUGUUGCUUCUCUUUUCUGUGAUAAGAAAAUAAUACAAGAAGCUUACAAGUUAUACUGCUUGAUUUCAUAAGAUAAAAGCAAUUAGAAGAAUUUGAUUCGCUUCUAACUGGAGUCUUCUUUUUGCCAUAUAUAUUAGAUUAAAUAAUUAUUCUACCAAUAUGAAGUAGCUAAUAAAGAGCUCCUUGCUAAGUCCUCUAAAAACUCUCAUAUAAUUAUUAUAUAUAAUCAACUUAAAAACUACUUCGAAUAGUAACUUAUCGAAGAGGUAGAAGAAAUACCUGACGAAUUACCAUCUGAGUGA